Bombus pascuorum is the source of this 5043-nucleotide messenger RNA. RefSeq lists its product as uncharacterized. Bases 406 to 2889 code for a protein of 827 amino acids. The record is from RefSeq and is a predicted model, not a curated record. Gene Ontology annotation, cellular component: plasma membrane. The transcript is spliced from 4 exons. NCBI's taxonomy places the organism in Eukaryota, Metazoa, Arthropoda, Insecta, Hymenoptera, Apidae. Gene Ontology annotation, molecular function: inward rectifier potassium channel activity. Gene Ontology annotation, biological process: potassium ion import across plasma membrane; regulation of monoatomic ion transmembrane transport.
AACCGAGCGUACACGUAGAAAUUUCUGCGCGUAUCGAUAAGUUGUACGUGUGUGUUAUCUACAAUCGCGCAAGAAACCUUAAGAUCGUGACACAGAGAAAUGUUUGUACAAUGUGAAAAAAUCCUUCCGCCACUGAUCCUUCUUCGUUCGCGAUAAGAAAUGAAAAAUUGCAGCUACGUCGAAGCGUGUCGUUUAAUAUCAGGUGCGCGUGCAAUCAUGUCACAAAUUUGAUUAUCCAUGUGUCUAAAACUUCUUCGUCAAACUAAUAAAUCUUUCGAAUAAAACGGGAACAACGUCGUACGCUAUUAUCCUCGAAUGGAAAACAUUCUUCGAGGUAGAGUAUUGUCCGAAUACGCGAACUGACGCGUGUGUAUCAAAGGAAAAAAAGGAGAGGAAGAAGCAAAAAUGAACGGAGACGUUCCAAAAGAUCCAAUUUCGAGCGUGAAAUCAUCCUCGCCGGACAGAGACGAGAAACAAAAUCUGUUGCCAUCGUCGGAACAAACAACACCUGUUAUAGUAAAAAUGUCCAAGACUCCAUCGCUCAAAAGCAGAGAAAUAGUUGGUGAACUUUUGCAACGAUUGACAGUUUGUCAUGGAAAGGUUCAGGAAGGAUCACGUAAAAUGCGAAGAAAUCCAUCGAGCCGGUACAGAGCAUGGCCAACGCGGAAGCUACGUCGUCGUGCCGUGUUAAAAAACGGCGAGUGCAACGUCCUUCAGUCGCGAAUCUCCAGGCGUUCCCUGCGCUUCCUCCGGGACAUAUUCACGACCCUGGUCGACACUCAAUGGCGAUGGAUGUUGCUGUGCUUCACCCUGAGCUUCGUGCUCUCCUGGCUAGGUUUCGCGGUCAUCUGGUGGCUCAUCGCGUUCAGCCACGGUGACUUUGAAAAGGACCACCUGCCUCCUUAUCAAAUAGACAACAACUGGACACCUUGCAUCAACAAUAUCUUCUCGUUCACGAGCUGUUUUCUGUUCAGUAUCGAGACGCAGCACACGAUCGGUUACGGAAGUCGUGUCACGACCGAGGAAUGUCCUGAGGCGAUCUUCGUUAUGUGCAUCCAGAGCAUCGUCGGUGUGAUGAUCCAGGCAUUUAUGGUGGGCAUAGUGUUCGCAAAGAUGAGCAGGCCCAAGCAGAGAACUCAAACGUUGCUGUUCUCGCGGAACGCUGUUAUCUGUCAGAGAGACGGCGAGCUCUGUUUGAUGUUCCGAGUCGGCGAUAUGAGGAAAAGUCACAUAAUAGGAGCCGCCAUUAGGGCCCAAUUAAUAAGGACCAGGACCACCAAGGAGGGCGAAGUGCUGUCGCAGAACCAACAGGAACUGGCCGUAGGCACAGACGGUCAGAAUGGUAACCUGUUCUUCAUCUGGCCCACUACGAUCGUUCACAAAAUCAACGCGGAGUCGCCGUUUUACAACAUGUCCGCCGAGGACAUGCUGACGGAGAGGUUCGAGAUUGUAGCCAUCCUCGAGGGAACGAUAGAAUCGACAGGACAAACCACUCAGGCCAGAUCCAGUUAUUUGCCACAAGAGAUCCUCUGGGGACACAGGUUCGAGCCCAUGGUCACGUACUCAAAAGAGAGACAGGGCUACGAAGUGGAUUACUCCUUGUUCAACAAUACCACGCAGGUCGGAACGCCUCUGUGUUCUAGUAGAGAGCUGGCGGAGUUUUACAAGAUACAGGAAGAACUUCGUCAUGGGAACGGUAUGAUAGUAGACGAGGAUUUCCUAAUGGAGUCCUGUCAGGACAGCCAAUACCACUACGGUCAUCGUCCACACCUAAAUCAUCCUCAUCAUCAUCCAAACCACAAUUUAAACUACGUGGACAGCGGCAGAAGCGAAACCAGCGCCGACGAGGCGACCACCUGUCGAAAUUCUUACAGAGACUCGACGUAUCACGGACCACCGUUUCCAAAUCGAGACCAUAGCCACUAUAAGAUUCUCGAUUUAGACGGUGAUGGGAUCCAGGUGAUGGGUGAUGUCGAUCUACAACACUUGCCGGAAGCGGUGAACAGGGAGAUCCUGAAGAACAGCCGCGAGAUCAUCUUCGAAGAGCCAGAAACAUCGAGAGAAGGGAGUCCGUUGUUACUAAAAUCGACUAAUCGGAAGAACACGAGACACGGUGUUCCGGACGAGGAGAAGAGAUCUUUGUACAGUUCCAAGAGGAGUCUCUAUCAUAGAAAUAUUCUUCGAGGCUUGGAGGAAGAUAAAAGAUCUCUGGAUGGGUCCAGAAGAAAUUUGAAUGGGUCCAGGAAGUAUUUAUUAAUUCCCUUGGAUAACAAGAACGCGAUGGAGUCCGGAUACAGGGAGAAUUUCAUCGUCAAUAGAAAACACACGGGCAGCAGAGAGUAUUUAAACGCGACGAGGAAGGCUAUCUACGUAAAAGGAUGCAGGGAGCCCCAUGAAGUGGACACUAGAGGAAGAUUGAACUCCAACGACGACAGGUUGAUGAUAGAAAUAGAAAAACCUUCGAAAUCGUGUCAGCCACAGGAGAUAUUAGCUAAAGAUAAGAGCACUUCGCUGUCGGAUCCUAAUCUAUCGCCGAACGACUACGUUCCUGCUACAAAGUCACCAGUUCCAUCGACUUUGUUGCCAAUCUCUUCAGUAUCCGAAGUGUCGCCGGAAUCCGGCUUCUACGAUGGAACGCAGUGGAACUGCAGCCCGGAGUGCGUUAGAAAGGAUCUAAAAAUUCCAAACGAACCUGUGAUCGCAAGAAAUAGAAGGAGUUACGAGAAUGCGCAGCUUCAGGACGUGAACGAGGUUUUAUCGAGACCUAACAGUGAUAAUAGCUCGUUGGAUAGCGAGGAGUCCAAGAAUUUAGUUAGUGAGAAUGGUUCUCGUAAAUUUGGCGAGAAGAAUAUUGCCGCGAAGCAGACGGUCCCUUACACGAGCGUCUGAGCAAAGUGUGCCUUUCUCUUAGUGUAACGUAUCGCUUCCAAGUGCCAGUUCAAUUGUGUUGUACAGAAUAUUGCGUUUUACGUAUUUCCAAAGCGGCAUCGGAGUCGUUAUUGGUCUUAUUCAACCCUCGAACAUCAAUGAUGUUGGACACAGCUGCGGCUGGACACGAGAAUCGGAACAUUUAUUCUUCGGUUCCAUGGAUCAGUUUGUUUCGUUCUUUCGGACGAAAUCCUCUUGUCCGCACUCUCCCUUUAUUUACGAUCGAACCAAUAUUAUUAGUAAAAUUCUACAAGUAACGAUAACGAGCUUGCUUAUAGAAUAAAUGAAAUUUUGCAACUGAAUUUUACAAAUUACAAGUCGUCCGACUAUUUCGUUCGACGUGAAGCUGAACGCACGUAAUUUUAAGAAUCUAAGAAUUAAUAUUGUUAAUUGGUAAAUUAUCGUGCAACUCUUUAUAAAAAAUAGAUGUACGAAAUAAAUUUUGACAAAUUUCUGAAGAAUUCAACAAGUUCGUGGAAUAAGAAUUUUCAAUUAGUUUCACGUAGUUCAUUGUGUUCUGAGGGUUGAGAAAGUAAUCAAUGUAUUCCCGUACAGACAUUCUUCGUGUAUGGCAGUGAUUAUACAGAAAAGUGAUAAACAACAGAGCUACAACAAACAAGCGACGACUAAGGGGUAGAAAAUAAAUCAAAAUUAUUCUCAUUUAUUUUCUAUCAUUCAGCCGUCACGUAUUUCAUCGCUGUGCUUCUUAUCGCUCACCGCUUAGCGUUUAUCACUCUUCUGUAUAGUCACGGCUUAAAACGCGUAACUUUUCCAACUAUAUAUUAUAAGUAUCUGUGAAUUUAUAUUCUAUAAAUUAAGUAGAAGAUAUGCGGACAAUUAUUUUUGCUAUUUUACGAUAAUUGUAAAUUACACUAAACCGCAGGUCGGUUAGAAGCUUCCAUGUGUAAUAAUUAAAAGAGCCAGUCAAAUUGCUCGUUCAAUUUAGUAAAAUUAAUCUUCUAGAAACGAAACGUGGAUAUAAUCGUUUUUGUUCGAACGACGAGGCUUUCGAGAACUUGGCUGAAAACGCUUCACGAGGUAGUUUCAGAAACGAAGCAUACGACGCUCUAACCAUUAAUUACAUAAUUAACCGUCGUUUUAAUUAAAACUCGGGAACUGAAAUAUCGAAGAUCUUGGGGAUUUCAUUAAUGAAAAUUAUCAAACAAAUCAGGAGGAACCGGCGAAUUUAAGAUUAAGUUAUCUAAAGUCAGCAUAUUCGAUAGAUUUAGGUAUAAAGAUCGACUAGAUGUAACAAAAGUACCUAGCAAACUAUCGAAAGGUAUAUUUUUACAAUUUAGCACGCACAAACGCUAAGGUAUUAAAUUAACGAUAUUCUGACUGAAGUCAUGCCUGGCAAAGCAUCAGUGUUCGAACGAAACUUCAUAGAUUUAGCGAUGCCAUUUAAUUCCUGUUAAUUCUCCCGCAAAUUCACCCAUUAAAGACCAAUUUGCCGAAUAUAGGCAGAUGAAGAAGAAAAAUCGAACGAGUCUUUGGAAUUUCAUUUUGUAACCGCGAUAUUAAAAAAAUGGAAUUCAAUGAUUUACUUCGAUCAAAAACAAACAACAAAAUAUAUAUAUAUAUACAUAUUUCAAACGAAUAGUCUUUAGUGGGUUAAUUUGACAAUUUAUGGCGAAAGGAACUGUGUUGAUUAAACAAUUCCACGUACUAUACUUCUAAUUAUGGUAGAAGAAAGAUAGCCACCAUAGCGAAGAUAAAAAAGUGCCUUGUUUUAACUUUCUAUUUCCACGAGAGUGAGGGUAACGAACGUUCUCACCGCCAAAACAAAUUAGCCUCGUUUAAUAUUUAUUGCUUGCAGGGUAUCCUAAGCACUAGGUCGACGUUUGUAUAUAGAAACGUUCCCAGUUAAAAAGACACUAUCGAUCGCGAGGAUAGGUUUGCACGAAAUCGACAGCCGCUUCGAGAGCUUCUCAGCUAUGUGAUUCGAUCGGCACAGCGAACCAGAUCGAAUUAUUCUGAUAUUAUUUAGACGGAGUGUGCAGAGGAACCUGAAAUGGUAGAGCUCCGAGUGUUCCUCCGGGACAUGGAUACCUGCCAUCGUGACUUCUAGCAUAAAUUGUGAAACUCUUAUUUGUAAUAAAGACCAUUCGAAAUCUA